GUCAUUCCUAGCAUUGCUAUGGUGGAGACAUAUGUUAGAUUGCUGUUGAUUGAUCCUCACUCAUUAUUCCGUCCUCAUUUCACGACUUUGACCCAAAGAUCCCCAUCAAUUUUGAGCAAGCCUGGUGUUUCCGUAUUGCUUCUUGAAAUAUUGAACUAUAGGUUGUUGCCAUUGUACAGGUACCAUGGCAAGAACAAGGCUUUGAUGUAUGAUGUGACAAAGAUUAUAUCAAUGAUAAAGGGUAAACGUGGAGAACACCGACUCUUCAGACUAGCGGAGAAUUUAUGUAUGAAUUUGAUCCUUUCAAUAAGGGACUUUUUCCUAGUGAAGAAAGAGUUAAAGGGGCCUACUGAAUUUACUGAAACGCUAAAUCGAAUGACAAUUAUUAGUCUUGCUAUCACUAUCAAAACACGGGGUAUUGCCGAGGUUGAACAGAUGGUUUAUCUUCAACCCUUGUUGGAGCAAAUAAUGGCAACUAGUCAGCAUACAUGGUCAGAAAAGACGUUAAGAUACUUCCCUCCACUUAUAAGAGACUCCUUAAUUGGUAGAAUGGAUAAGAGGGGUCAGGCUAUUCAAGCGUGGCAGCAGGCAGAAACUACUGUGAUACACCAGUGCACUCAGCUUCUUUCUCCAUCGGCUGAUCCAACUUAUUCUAUGACGUAUCUUAGUCAUAGCUUUCCUCAACAUCGGCAAUAUCUUUGUGCUGGCGCUUGGGUGCUUAUGAAUGGACUCCCUGAGAGUAUCAGUAGUGCAAAUCUUGCACGCGUCUUAAGGGAAUUUUCGCCUGAAGAAGUAACAUCAAAUAUAUACACCAUGGUUGAUGUACUUCUGCACCAUAUUCAGUUAGAGCUACAAAGGGGUCAUGCAGCACAGGACCUUCUAUCUAAGGCAAUCUCAGGCAUUGUUUUCUUCAUUUGGACACAUGAGCUGCUUCCUCUUGAUAUUUUGCUUCUUGCUCUAAUAGACAGGGAUGAUGAUCCCUAUGCAUUGCGCAUUGUGAUAAGUUUGCUUGACCGAACAGAACUCCAGCAGAGGAUUAAAAUGUUCUGUGCAAGUCGUACUUCGCCUGAGCAUUGGCUCAAUAACCAGCCCCCAAAAAGAGUUGAAAUUCAAAAAGCUCUUGGAAACCACCUUGUGUGGAAAGACAGGUACCCUCCUUUUUUUGAUGAUAUUGCUGCACGACUGGUCCCUGUGAUUCCACUAAUCAUUUAUAGGUUAAUUGAAAAUGAUGCUACUGAUAUUGCUGAAAGAGUUCUGGCAUUAUAUUCUUCACUUCUCAUCUUCCACCCACUAAGAUUUACUUUUGUUCGCGAUAUCCUUGCAUAUUUUUAUGGUCAUCUCCCAAGCAAGCUUAUUGUUCGCAUACUCAAAGUUCUCGACAUUUCAAAGAUUCCGUUGUCAGAGUCAUUUCCUCAAUAUGUUUCAUCAAAUCCACCUAUCUGCCCACCCGUGGACUACUUUGCUACUCUGUUAGUAGGCUUGGUGAAUGGUGUUAUUUCUCCAUUAAACAGUAAAUCAAAAUCUGAGACAGCGAGUGAGCCUUCUGGCAUUUCUGGCCGUCCAACAAUAAGCAAAAGUCAAGCAUCUCCUCAGUCAGCAUCAGCCAACAAUGCUGAUGGGCAGAAAGCAUUUUACCAAAAUCAGGAUCCAGGGACGUAUACACAGCUUGUCCUGGAAACUGCAACCAUUGAAAUACUUUCACUUCCAGCAACAGCAUCCCAUAUAGUAUCUUCACUAGUUCAAAUUGUUGUUAAUGUACAGCCCUCACUAAUUCAGUCUACCAAUGGCCUGCAAGGGCUGUCAGGGGGGUCUGGGCAGACUUCUGGUCUCCCAACAUCUCCAUCGGCCGGAGGGUCCGAAUCAUCUGGGCCAAAUCGUUCAGCUCCAGCACCUGGAAUAAAUGCUACCAAUUUUGUUUCCAAAAGUGGUUACUCAUGCCAACAAUUGUCUUGUUUAAUGAUUCAAGCAUGUGGGCUUCUAUUAGCCCAGCUCCCACCUGAAUUUCACUUGCAACUCUAUUCGGAGGCUUCUCGUAUAAUUAAAGAAUGUUGGUGGCUUACUGAUGGCAUGAGGUCAAUUAAGGAGCUGGAUUCAGCUGUUAGUUAUGCUUUGGUGGAUCCAUCAUGGGCUUCUCAAGAUAACACCUCAACCGCCAUAGGAAAUAUAGUUGCCCUUCUGCAUUCUUUCUUUAGUAAUCUUCCACAUGAGUGGCUAGAAUCCACACACACUAUCAUCAAACAUCUUCGUCCUGUGACAUCAAUUGGAAUGAUGAGAAUAGCAUUCCGUAUAAUGAGCCCAUUGCUGCCACGUCUUGCCUUUGCCCGCCCACUUUUCAUGAAGACUUUAGCUCUUCUAUUCAAUGUGAUGGCGGAUGUCUUUGGAAAGAACUCUCAGCCUGCAACUCCUGUGGAUGCAUCAGAGAUAAGAGACCUGAUAGACUUCAUGCACCAUGCAGUUAUGUAUGAGGGGCAAGGAGGACCAGUUCAAACUAGUAGCAAACCUAAGCCAGAGAUUUUGACAUUGUGUGGUAAAGUUAUGGAACUCCUCAGACCAGAUGUCCAGCAUCUCUUCACUCACCUACAGACUGAUCCAAACUCCUCCAUCUAUGCAGCUACUCACCCAAAACUGGCUCACAAUCCUACAUGAGAAGAUAUCCCCUUUAUCUAUUUAUAAUAGGGUCAAGCCAUAAGCUGAAUGGGGAAGCUCUAUAUAUGUAGUUUUGAUGUCAUAUACUGUGUUUGAUAUAGUAGCUUUAGGUCUCUUUAGGAGGUCAUAAUGUGUUGUAAUGUGCUAUAAUAAGUUUGUAUGGUUGAUCCAUGAGAUGUAAAUAAUUAAAAGAUUUAUUCUAAGUUUUAUUUUUUUUAGAUCA
This is a messenger RNA of Dendrobium catenatum, 2869 nucleotides long. RefSeq names its product mediator of RNA polymerase II transcription subunit 23. The record is from RefSeq and is a predicted model, not a curated record. NCBI's taxonomy places the organism in Eukaryota, Viridiplantae, Streptophyta, Magnoliopsida, Asparagales, Orchidaceae. Gene Ontology annotation, cellular component: transcription regulator complex; mediator complex. Gene Ontology annotation, biological process: regulation of transcription by RNA polymerase II; positive regulation of gene expression.